Molecule: messenger RNA, 8237 nt
Organism: Amoebophrya sp. A120
Lineage: Eukaryota; Dinophyceae; Syndiniales; Amoebophryaceae
Source: the annotation of a GenBank genome assembly
GCUUCGUGAAGCCGAAAAACUACAAAGCAAAUCUGCGGCAUCAAGUGCAGCGUGAUGGAUACUUAUACCAGUUUGCGUGAUGGUUGAAAGUUUGAAAGUAAGCCGAGAUAGUGAAGUUACAAAAUCUUGAAGUGAAACAACCACCAACAAAUGCAGCCUCCGCAGCAGAACCGCAACCGGCCCGGCACGGCGGUGGGACCGCGCAGUGCCACGCUGGUUCGCGCGGGGUUGCAGGACCAGCGACCGAGGUCCGCGUCCGGGACCAAACUACCGCAGCGCCCCCGAUCCGCCGCCGCCGCGGCCGUGCUACAAAAUCGCGUGAAUCAGCUCGAGCAGAUGCUGGACCUGCAGCGCAACGAGUACAAGGAGCGGGUGGAGCGGUGGGACCAACUGCUGAAUCGCAAGUUCACCAUGCCGGUUCUGGGCGCAUCCGGUUCCGGUGGUCACGCAAGUGUGAAGCUCAAAUCCCUCGAAGAAUACGUGGCCGACGAAGAAAUGAAAAAUUCGACCGAAGCAGGUGGCAGGAAUAAUAGAGCAGCGGGCACUAGCAACGGUAAGAACAAGGAAAACAGAAAUACAGCCAACGUGGGUAAUCACAACAAUAUCGCUAUUGCUCGAAACAAUAAGUUGAAUCGCAACAAGUCGGCCGGGCGAAAGGGAAACAAGAGGAGUAAGCAAGGCGGACUGGUAGAUGGGGGCGGAGCUGCAGCAUCUUCCCGAAACAAACAAUCGCACAACCAGCAGCAAUAUCUUGGGCAAAAGUGAGUAUCGUACUCGUGUAUGCAAUUCUUGCGACCGUGAACAAGGUGAACCUUCUUGACAGAUUUGACUUCUCGAAACAUUUUAGCAUGCUAUUUGCUUACGCUAGUCCGAUACUUUUCCUUUUGCAAUGCAUAAGGAAAACACGACGACCCAUAAUAGGAUGCGUGUGGAAGGGAACAACGAGCUAAACUCCAACACAACCUCCGUCGAGGACUCUACCAGCACCGAAGAAAACGCCGUCGCUACCAUCGACGCGCUGAAGCCGCCGCCCGAUAUCGUGCAGCACCACUCGCACUUAUUGCUUGACGUGGAGGGUGUAUCCAAGAAAAAAACUGUAUUAGUGUAAGUCUUUUGGGAAAACAGCAUCACAAGUUUGUCUGCAAUGACAAGAAACGCUUGCUAUGCGCAGAUAGGAAGGCAAAACACAUAGGAAGCGAGCCGAUCAUGCAUGUCGAGCAUGACAAGUGUAAACUCUUUUGCAUUUUCUGCAUAGGAGAUUUACACUCGCACUGUUUUUCUCUUGCAUAGGGUGACGAGGAGGAUUCCGCUGGAGUAGAGCAGCGGCAGAUGGAGGACGGAGAUCGGAAUAACCACCACCCGGGGCGGCCCUACGGAACAAACACCGCGCCGUUGGGGUCCUUCACCUUCUCCAGAGACGGGCGCGACACGGAUGUCGAAAACGGUGGUCUUCACACUGCUGGUGGCAACGACAACAUGCAGAUCGAGCAGAACAACUACGAUGUUGAACCGGAAUUCGGGAUGGGCCCAGCGGCAGGAACUACUUCCAGUAGAAAUGCUGCUACAGCAAUAUUACAGGGAACAGCAGCAAUAGGAGGACAGCAACAGAACAAUAUUUAUCCUGCAGCGACGUCUCAACACCUCUACAACCUCCCCUCGAGCGCCGGAAAUACAACAAAUAAAACGCCUUCCUCGCCAAGCUCCUACCGUGGUCAGCAGCACUUAGGAGGUGCAGGCACUGUUCCGAAAUCGCAGUGCACCACCGCCCGGUUUUCAAACGGCGCAGGGGCUAUCAAAUGCAAAUAUGUUUGGGUCUGGAAGGAUGCGAACUUGUGAUGCGUGUCGCGGAUCAAACAAAAAUCUGUGUUGCAUGACUUGCAAAAGGUCCCCAUUUCUGGCCAUGCUGAGUGGGCAUUUCUCAUGCAGAAUAGGCAUCACUAAGGGGCUGCAGAACCUGUGAUGCUAGGUCCUGCAUUACAGACUUGGCGGACCUUGGAAAAACUGCAUGACAAAUCUCGGAAUCUUCCAGACCCACACAUGUCUGCAUUCCAUAGACGCGCAGGACGAGCAAUUCAGCUACCGCACCCCGACGAGCGGGGCAGGAGGGGGAUUUGGAGGAGCAGUAGUGGUUCCAGCUCUUAUAUCCAAGAAAAAAACGUUGUUAGUGUAAAUUUGUGAUGCGCAACAUGCAAAGUAAUUGCGUCUGUCAUGCUUGGCAUGCAUCGUAGGGUCCAUUAAAGGGCGUUUUCACGUACUAUCUGCGCAUGACAGGUUUUUGCUGUCAUGCCAGACAAAUUUGCAAUGCUGUUCCUCCAAGAAAGUUACACCUACAAUGUUUUUUUCUUGGAUAUCUUACAACUACACUUGGGACAAAUGUUAAAACCGCCACCAGCAGUAGCAGCAGCGCUGCGGCAAAACCGCGUGGGCAGGACGACCAGCAGGAGGCGCAACACCAGCCGGAACCGAGUCGGACGAGCAGCAGUCAGUUUCUCUUCAACACGUACGAGCCGCCUGAUGAGAACAGUGCGACUUCGGAUCUGGACGACGACGUGGAUCCUGACGAUAAUCCUGGUCAACGAAGACCUACUAGUGGAAGAAACGCUAAAGGCGGCAGGAAGAAGAAGCAGUCCUCGUCUGCGCAGCUGGCGAACAAAUACCAAGCCACGGGCAUCGAUUUUGACAAGAAAAACAAUCCCGCACAACUCGCGGCGACGCAGCGGUCCGCGGCGCGAACAUUGUCCCCUAGCCCCGACACCCGUCGAGGAAGGGCCGGCCGGCCGUCCUCGAGUUCCCCUAGGGGGCCCGCGGGUGCUGGUGGUAGUAGUUCCGCGCAAAAAAUGAAUGGCGCCAGGGGGAGCAGUGCGAACAGGAACUCAAACUCGCCGAGUGGAGGUCCUCGUGGAGGGACGAACAAAACGGACAGGACGAACGACGACCCUGGGCCGAUGCUGCGGUCGCCACCGGGCAUGCGAGACCACCGGUUGGGCAGUAAUUCGCCGCCGCGGAGUAUCGCAAGAAAAAAGUGUUACGGUUACACAAAUAGUCCAUGCAGGCCAAGCAAGACAGACCAGCUCUGUCAUGCCGGAUAUGCAUAGGAGCUUCGUUUCAUGGGUGCUUUAUUCCCUUAGGAUUUCUGCAUUGCAAGUUGCAUUCUCUCUCAUGCAGAGAAAUUUGUGUUGCUGAAUCGACAACAAAUGUGUAAGUGUAACAGUUUUUUCCUGUGAUACGGAGUCACCGGGCCUUGCACCAAGAGCGCAUGGAGGACCUAUGCAUUGCAAAGAUGUCUCGGUCUGGAAGCAUGGAGCUUGUAAUGCUAGUCGUGCAUUCCUGUAAAAUCUGUAUUGCAUGACUAUACAAAGAAGACGCCCUCUUUAGUCAUACAAAGCACAGUGUCUCAUGCGGACUGAGCAUGAGAGAGCGUUCUGCAAACUUGUCAUGCUUGGCUGCAUUGGCAAAUAUUUCAGUCAUCCACAGUUCAGCAUCACAAGUUUCCAGAGCCAGACAUAUUUGCAUUUGAUAGGACCACUUUGCGCACAAUUACAAUCCCGGGUUCUACGGCUCCAACAACCACGGCCACGACGUGAUGCACAUGAAUUUCGCGUCUACCCUAUCCUGAGCGAAAACGUCCCCAUUGUCAUGCAGAUUUGCAAUUACAGGAAAAUUUGUAAUGCGCACUCUUAUGGAAGACAUUUCCAAUCGUGUUUAUUUGGAAUUUGUGAUGCUGUAAACAGGAUAAGAAAAAGGCUUUCUGAUGCAGCUGUCCUUGCUAAACUGCACUACAAUACACAGAGAAACUUGUCAUGCGUGACUCGCAAAAGUUCUGAAUUUGUGUUGCUAAGUUCCCAACUUGCCUAUGGGGUGGGGACGGUUUUUCAAAGGAUACACCCGACCGCAGUCGGCCGCGCCCGCGAAAAAUCGGUGGACGGUGCACGCGCACAAGGAACAGAUGCUAUGCGUUGCAAACAUGUCCUUGUCUGGAUCUGGCAGAUUGCAAGUUGUCAUGCUGAAUCUACACCAUGCAAUCGCAAAAUAAAAAUCUGUGUUGCAUGAGUACCAAGCAAAAGGUGUUCGCUUUUGACCAAGUUGAGAGAGGGUUUCUCAUGCAGGAAAGGCAUGAUAAAGACCUCAAAGAGUCUGUCAUGCUGGGUUCCCCAUUCCAGACCUCACGGGUCAUGGAAAACCUGCAUGACAAGUUUUGCAACCUUCCAGACCCUGAAGUGUUUGCAUUUGAUAAAAGCAGGCCCUGAGCAAUCGACCGCGGACCGCUCCCUACGGGUCGUCGGCGCACCAGGUGGCCAACCAGCGGGACAAGGACGAGUCCUACAAUGCGCUCAGCAACCUGCAACAGAUGUUCACCAAAGUGCACAAGGAAAAUCAGGUCCUGAUCCAGCAAAAGCUAAACGUGGAAACGGAAUUGCGCGAGUAUUUGUCGACGAAGGAAGGCCACAUGGCCAAGCAUAUGGAUUGCAAAUAUGUCUGGGUCUGGAAGAUUGCGAAAUUUGUCAUGCUAGUCUGGCAUGACUCUGAACUCUGUGUUGCAUGGCCGCGAAGAGCUCCUCCCCCCUGUCAUGCAAAAACGCAGUUUGUCAUGCGGAGUACGCAACUCAGAACCAUGAACAAAACUUGUCAUGCUUGGCAGCACAUCAUAGUGAGUUCACGACUCCCUUUCUUGCAUCACAAGUUUCCAGAUCCAGACAUUUUUGCAUUUGAUAAAGGAAAUAUUCGAACAACGGGAUUUGGUGAAGUCCUUGCGCACUCGACUUUACAACAUGGAGCAGGAUAACGUGCGCGCGACGGCGAAAGCUAAGCGGUGUGAAAUAUCAAAUGCAAAAAUGUCUGGGUCUGGUUCUGGAAGAACGCAACUUGUGAUGCUGCAUUUGGAUGUCUAAAAAAUUUGUGUUGCAUGAGCAGCAAAAGGAUUCUAAUUUUUGCUACGCGGAGAGGGCAUUUGUCAUGCGGAAUAGGCAUCAAGAAUCCCUCAGAAAACCUGUGAUGCUAGGGCAUGCAUCACAGAUCGAUCAUGGCUCAUGCAAACCGUGCAUGACAAGUCUCAGAAAAAUCUUCCAGACCCAGACAUUUUUGCAUUUGAUACGAAAGAAGGGCAUACGAAGAAGAAAUGUUCCUGAAGCAAGCGUAUUUUUAGAUUCUUCUUUUUGUUGUCAUGCGGGAUGACAAGUAUAAAUGCAAAAAUGCAUCACAAGAAAAUUGCUUACUGGUGUCAUAAUUUUGCGCAUCAGAAAUCCACAUCUUAUAUCAGCAUGAAGGAGAUUAUCGAAGCGUCAGGAUUGAAAUCGUCAAAGUUGAAAUAACUUGCAAUGCAUAAAAUCGAUACCAGUUCGAAGCCCAAUUUCCAAGCGGCGCAUGACAAAUUUCCCGAGCACCGGAAUCCAAUUUGUCAUGCUGUUUGGGCACAGACGACUGCUUUUGUCAUGCUACUUUAGCAGCUCUAUUUCAAACCCUAAACAGGCUGACAGUCGGCCUCACUUGCCAUCCCGGCAAGACAGGCACUUCAUGCCUUGCAUUUCAUGCAUGACAAAUCAUUUCAACUUUGUCGAUUUCACACCUGACGCUUCCAUAGAGAUCGAGACUCUGAAGCAAGUAACGGUGGAACUGCAGCGCAUGAAUUUGGAGCUACAUUUACGAAAAGUUGCGUUGCGGGCGAGCCAGGACAUAAACUGGUUGUCAUGCGAAUUGUCAUCAUGCUGGAUCUGGAAAUAAAGCGCCAGCCGCUUUUUUUCUCUCGCGCGCGUGAGCAAGAGAGCACCAGCAACCGGCCGCUAUUGCAUAGACAUGACAGCAAGUUUGCUAUCUAUGUGUUGAAAAUAAUAAAUUUGAUGUUCUGCCUCUCGUCCGCUUUCCUCCCUUCCAUACACGGAAUCCCCCCAAAUGAAGCUGAUUGAGCAAAAGCUGUACAAGUUUCAGAAGGGCCUCACCAAACGCACGAAGGAGCUGAACGACCAGAACGAUGCCCAGGAUGAGGCGGUGCAGGAGAUUUGGGUCCGGGUAGAGAAGGUGAACACCAAGGUGGACGGGCUCUACGCAAUGACGGAAGCGGUAUUUGGUUUGUGUUGUAGAUGGGAAUUGCAAAAGAAAGGCGCUGUAUCAUGCACUAAGAUCGAAGAAAAUUUCAUUGAAAAACAAAGAUCUGAAUCAGUCUACCAAGAAGAGAUACUUAAUUACUUGCCCGAGUCUCGACCUACUUCUCCGUGAAACAAAAUCCAGCUGCAGCAAGACCGGAAUGAGGCGGGCGUGUUGCUGAAGGUCGGGCGGGAGCGGAUCAAAGAGUGCAAGCAGACGUUGCAGAAACUGGCCCAAGACUUCCAUACGAACUGCAACAGUAUCGUACUCGUAGUAUCUAUUGCAACACAAAUUAGCUCAGCACGACAAAUGGGAUUUCUCAUGCUGAUCGAGCUUGAAAAAGAAAUUUGUCUUGCAUGACUGCGAUCAGUACGACGAGUGCGAUACUUUUGCACAGGAUGUUCCAACAAUUGAAGCAAAACGCGGACGACUCGGAGCGAAAAUACCAGCGAAUCUUGAAGCGUCAAGACGAGGAAACCAACAAGAUCAACGCGCUGCAGCGAACGUACAGGGAGAUCCUGGAGGAGGUGGUGGGCAAUAACAAGUGGUACAAGCGAACGAAUAAGGAUUUGGAAAACGAAAAUGCGCAGUUGAAAAAGGAAAACACGGAACUGCUAGAGUCGCUGAUGGCCUACUUGAUGCUGAACCAGCAGUCUUCGCUCCUGAAGGGCAAGGCGAAGAAAGCGCUAGAUCCGUUAACCGUCACCGCGGAAAAGAAGCGGGUGCCACCCCCGUUGGACAACCGGAAAGCGAUAUGCAUUUUGCAAAUACUUGUGUCUGAGGCUGGAUAAUUUGUGAUGCGAAAGUUGAAGGACAGGAAGAUCUGUGAUGCAUGGCUAGGAGUGGCGGCGCCUUUUGUGUCGUGGUGGAAGAGAGUUUGUCAUGCAAAGCCCGGUACUAGAAAUCGCUUCGCAAUGCUGGGAUCCGAAAAAUUUGUGUUGCGCUAAUGCCGUACAAAGCAUCGCCCUUUCAUGCCACACUCAGCAUGACAGGCGGCGCACUUUCAAGUAUCCAGGCCCAGAUCGUCGAAGAUAUUUGCAUUGGAUAAGCGAACGAGAAAGACGAUGACGGCAACGCGCACAAGAGCAGCAUCUCCACGCAGCCCUACCCCAUCCACGAGCCGAUUGACUUGCCGCCGCCGCCGGAGGGGGCGUUGCUCAGUCCACGGGUCCUGGUGGAGGGGAAAAACGUGCCGAUUUUGCUUGGGGAAAUUGUGGAUGUGAACUGUUAGACCUAGAAAUGUAUAGAAUUUUAUCGAGCUGAUAUUUGCCGUAGUACUUACUUCAGAAGGUUUGAUGUACCAGGUCGGUGGAUCAUACCUCAAUUUCAACGUAUCUGUAUCAACGAUUAGAACAAUGACCAAUAAUUUAACAACAACUUAAAGAAUUAGUGAAGACAGACUCCGAAUCCAAGACAUCUUGUCGUGAAGAAUGGUAAAAAAUGGACGACGGCAAGUUGAAAAACUACGUCUUGAAAAGUUGUAACUUGAAAUGUACUCUCUGUAUCACCUGCUGUAGUGGACAGCUUGCCUUCUGCUCCUGCGGAGUUGCAAUAUUAAAGAAAGAAUCUUCCAGGGAAAAUGUUAUGGCUUGUACCCACCAAUGAACGAAUGUAUCAACCGAAUCAAUAUGUGAUGAAAUUCUUCUAUCACAGUCUCAAGUGCUGAAAAUAAAUCAUCAACUCCUCCUGUUGCAAACGGAGUGCCGGAACUUCUUCUUUUUCUAUGUACAAAAAGAAAACGUCGAAACUUAUCUUCGAAAUAAACGCCUCCCGCGAUAUCUUCGAUGUCGUAAUUGUCUUUCAGAACUUCUUAUUUCCACUUUAUUGCUACCACUGUUCCUGUUUCACUGUAAGUAGAGCAGUUUCACUGAGAUGAAAGUAGACAAUGCCUCGCUCCUGGCCUGACACGAAUUCGAAUGCUGGUGAAGGUAGAGAGCUACAGGUGAAAGCCAGUAACAAACUGUACCUACGCACUAGAAGUGCGACAAAAUCAGGGAAAAAAAUUACGAGGGCUUGUGUUGCUGAUUUUGGUUGAUUGAGCAGACUUACACAGCAGCGGCGGCGUAGUGUUCUACUACAGAAUGUCGUGUUUCAGAUGUAAUUCUCUCUGUUCUUGAUCGUAGAUAGCUUAGAAGUCCGGGGAAAACGUCGCAAAAAAA